This is a messenger RNA of Phlebotomus papatasi, 893 nucleotides long. RefSeq lists its product as uncharacterized. Gene Ontology annotation, cellular component: cytoplasm; nucleus; cytosol. The record is from RefSeq and is a predicted model, not a curated record. The coding region runs from base 126 to 746 and encodes 206 amino acids. Gene Ontology annotation, molecular function: dTMP kinase activity; ATP binding. The transcript is spliced from 3 exons. Lineage: Eukaryota; Metazoa; Arthropoda; Insecta; Diptera; Psychodidae. Gene Ontology annotation, biological process: dUDP biosynthetic process; dTTP biosynthetic process; dTDP biosynthetic process.
GCCAUGCGUCAAGUGGAAAGUAAAAUCCCGCGCAUUUUUUCUCAUAGUGACACAACACUGCUAAAGUGGCUCAAAAUCACGUAUUUGGACGCAUUUUCACAUCAUUUUUUCAUAAAAAAUCAAUCAUGAAGGCUCGCGGAGCAUUUAUAGUGUUGGAAGGAUGUGACAGAUCGGGUAAAAGUACGCAAUCGCAGAAAUUGGUGGAGAAGCUCAAAGAGACUGGAGUGGAUGCGAAACUUAUGAAGUUUCCUGACAGAGACACAGAAUGUGGGAAAUUAAUUGAUGAGUACCUGAGACAGAAGAAGCCACUGACUGAUGAAGGUAUCCAUCUUCUGUUCAGCACGAAUCGCUGGGAGGCGAAGGAGUUUAUUGAGGAGACUCUCAAGAGAGGGACAACAAUCAUUUGUGAUAGAUAUUCAUACUCUGGAGUAGCUUUUAGUGCUGCAAAAGGGCUGAAUCUUGACUGGUGUCGAUCUCCGGAAGCUGGAUUGACAAAGCCGGACCUUGUGUUUCUACUCACCUUGCCCAUUGAGGUGAUUAUGUUGCGUGGUGGUUUUGGUAAUGAAAGAUACGAGAAGAAACACAUGCAGGAGAAAGUCAUUGAGAUGUACAAAUUACUGAAGGAGGAAUACUGGAUGGAAAUCAAUGCAGAUCAACCUCAGGACACCCUUCUGAAUAUUCUCUAUGAGAACAGCCUAAAAACAAUCCAGGAAAUUGGCGGAAAAUCUCUGGAGCAUCUUUGGUAAGUGGAUUGCCAUCACUAGGAAAAUGCCAAUGGAAUUAAGGAAUAAAAGAAAAUUGUUCAAUACACUUUCACUUAUAUAUUUUCUUCUCAAAAAAGUUUUUUUUCUCAAUCACUUUUAAAUGCAACAAUAUAAUAUUUUUUCACUUUU